Molecule: messenger RNA, 2681 nt
Organism: Porites evermanni
Lineage: Eukaryota; Metazoa; Cnidaria; Anthozoa; Scleractinia; Poritidae
Source: the annotation of a GenBank genome assembly
GCUGCACGUGAUGAUUCAGAAGAACUUGAUCUCAACUUAGGGCAUCGCUUUCUCGAUUCUCUUCCAAAUGAUAUUCAUGUCUUGAACAACGUGCCCGAUGUCUUGAAAAUCACGCGUUUAAACCUGGCUGGAAACAUUAUUUCUGUUCUUCCUGAUUCUAUAGGGAACUUUGUUAAUCUCAAAGAAAUCGAUAUAUCGGGAAAUGGCCUGGCCUACAUCACGCCUCGAGUUGGAGAACUUCGCCAGCUCAAGACCUUUAUGGCACGGAAUAACAAUUUGGAUGAGUUGCCUAAAGAAUUUGCUCAACUUUUAGCUUUGGAAAAUCUCAAUUUAAGUGGCAACAGGUUUGAAUCAUUCAUGCCUCAACUUUUUGAGCUGGUUUCCCUGAGAACACUGUACUUCGGAGGCAAUAGGAUCGAUGUAAUUCCGCCGGAUAUUCAAAAUCUUCAAAGGUAGGUUUUGUUUCAAUGAACUACUAAAACAUUGCUGUUGUGGUCAUCACUAAGCUUUUAUAUAAGCUUACGAGUGGCCAGUUAUAAAUUAGUGUAAAGCGAUUAUCGGUCAGAAAACCGCUUACAGAACUUUAGAACGAACGUCAUUUUUUACUUUUUGUCUGAGAUGAUUAUAGUUUUAUACGUGCAGUUGAAGUUAAAUGAAUUUGAUAAGGCUCGCGGGCUGGUCAGAUGUUAUCAUUAUUUUCACGUCUGAUUACAUAUGUAAAUAACUUUGGUCGACUGCUAACUUUGGCAUCCAGUUAGACUCAUUGGCGUAAAUUAAAUAAAUCGUCAAGAAUGACACUUUUCCUUUCAUAUUGCCAGGAUAUUCUGUGUUGGAAGAUGAAUAAAAUUUCCUGAAAAUGGACUGUUAGUUUUGUAGGGUAGAUAGAGACUUGAUAUUCGACCCAAACAGGAAAAAAUCUAGCCCGUGACGGGGAUAAUAAUAAUAAUAAUAACAUGUUUAAACAGGAUGACCAUUUCAGUUAUAAAAACUGCUAUCAAUAUGGGUCCUGUAUAAAAAUAAAUGAAUAAAUAGAUAAAAACUUAGUUAUAUACGAAACUAGGAUACAUUACAUAAUUAUAAUCAAUAGAAAAGGUAGCCACCUUAUAAACAAAAUUACAUACAAACAUUAAAAAGGGUAACCCCCGUAUAAAAAAAGGCCCUCUUAGUCAACUCGAAAUUGACUUUAUCGAUAGAUAACCUAUCCUUAGACCUAAUGUCAUAGUCAUGAAUAUCAUAAGUUCGCCAUUGAAAAUAAUCUGAGAAAUACCUUGGAGCUUGUCCAUCAAGACAAUUCUUGACAAGUUCGACGAUAUGUUUCUCUCUUCUCGUCUUAAAAGGGUCCCAACCAAGACCGGAAGCCAUAUCUUGAGUGGACAAAUGUACCGUCUUUAACACUAUCCUAGCAGCACGUCUUUCUAGGCGUUCCAAUUCUUCUUCAUUUCCUUUACCACAGCCAUGGAAAAACAGCACAACAGUAUUCCAAAUUUGGUAGUAUCAUCAAUUUAUACAAUCGGUUCGAUACUUCAGUUGUUAAUGAUGAUCUAAUUCUUGAGAACAUCCCCAGUGUUUUAGAAACCUUUUUCUUCACAUAGUCAGUAUGCAAAUUAAAGGAAAGACUGUUGUCCAAAACUACGCCUAGGUACUUAAAGGUAUCACAGUGUUUCACAGAUUCUCCUCCCAACAUUAUAUGAGCCCCAUCAAUGUCUUGGCGACAUAGUCUCUGGUGGGUGCCAAAAAUCAUGAACUCAGUUUUCUUUAAAUUCAGAAUAAGUUUAUUUGUAGACAGCCACUCAGACAGGUUAAUCAGUUCCAAAUUCAACUGUAACUCAAUUUCCGAUAUUGGUGGGUCUGAGAAAAUGAUAUCUGUGUCAUCAGCAUACAUCAUAACUUCACAGACAUCAACACAGGAAGGAUGAUAAAGAUAAUAAUAUAAUAACAUUAUUCAAGGCUUUUGUGUAGAAGUGGCUUUUAGUAGAACUGUUAUUGUGAAAUUUAAUAGUAAUGAAAUUUUAUGGUGUGGGAGAGAAUUGUCACACCACAAGCACCGAGUAUUGAUAUGCAUUGUUACAUACAUCUCCAGGUUAGAAAUUCUCUACCUUGGUGGAAACCAGUUGACAUCUGUUCCAGUCGAGCUUGGCAACCUGCGCAGACUGCGUGCCCUCAAUCUUUGUGACAACAAUAUCGAAUCUUUACCCUCGACACUUGUCAAACUGACACAUUUACAGUCCUUGAGUCUUCACAACAACAGACUCACCAUCCUGCCCGUUGCACUCAUAAAGCUGCGGAACCUGGAAGAAUUAAGCUUGCGGGAAAAUCCUCUUGUUGUGCGUUUUGUCAGAGACAUGACUUUUAACCCUCCAUCAUUAUUAGAACUAAGUGGCCGAUGCAUCAAGAACAGUGGAGUGAAGUAUACUUCACAAGAUCUGCCAGUGCAUUUACUGAAGUAUCUUAACAGUGCUCGACGCUGCGUGAACCCAUGCUGCAAGGGUGUAUAUUUUGAUGCUCGUGUGAGGCACAUCAAAUUUGUGGAUUUUUGCGGCAAGUAUCGAUUGCCUCUUGAACAGUUUCUUUGUUCACCUCAUGCUGGUGAAAAAUGGGAAGAUUGCUCCUCUAGCAGUAGUGAAGACGAGGGCGUUAGUCCUGUACCACGUGAAAGACUGAGAAAGGUCCUUCUAGGGUAA